Molecule: messenger RNA, 1007 nt
Organism: Macadamia integrifolia
Lineage: Eukaryota; Viridiplantae; Streptophyta; Magnoliopsida; Proteales; Proteaceae
Product: 40S ribosomal protein S8-like
Exons: 5
Coding region: 154-819 (221 amino acids)
Biological process (GO): translation; maturation of SSU-rRNA from tricistronic rRNA transcript (SSU-rRNA, 5.8S rRNA, LSU-rRNA)
Cellular component (GO): ribosome; cytosolic small ribosomal subunit
Molecular function (GO): structural constituent of ribosome
Source: RefSeq, a predicted model, not a curated record
CAGACUCCAGAAUCACAGUAGUAGGGUUUAAGAAGUGGCUCACCCGCCUACCUUGCUUCCUCCUUUUGCAAACACUUGGUGGGGAGUUGCAGGCUUGCAGCCGCUGAACGUAGAUCCUCGACCUUCCUCACUGCAACAACCCAAUAAUCAACAAUGGGUAUUUCUCGGGAUUCCAUGCACAAGAGACGUGCCACAGGAGGCAAAAAGAAAGCAUGGAGGAAGAAGCGAAAGUACGAGCUCGGGAGACAGCCUGCGAACACUAAACUAUCGAGCAACAAGACGGUAAGGAGGAUUAGGGUCCGAGGAGGGAACGUGAAAUGGCGUGCGUUGAGGCUUGACACGGGCAACUACUCAUGGGGGAGUGAGGCUGUGACCCGCAAGACUCGUGUACUGGAUGUGGUCUACAAUGCUUCUAACAACGAGUUGGUGCGUACCCAGACCCUGGUGAAGAGUGCAAUCGUUCAGGUCGAUGCUGCUCCUUUCAAGCAGUGGUACCUUCAACAUUAUGGCCGCGACAUUGGUCGCAAGAAGAAGGCUUCCUCUUCCGCCAAGAAAGAUGGAGAGGAAGUUGAGGCUAACACCGAAGAGGCAAAGAAAAGCAGCCAUGUCCUGAGGAAACUCGAGAAGCGCCAACAAGAUCACAAGCUUGAUCCUCAUAUUGAAGAGCAGUUUGGUGGUGGUCGGUUGUUGGCUGCAAUCUCAUCCCGGCCUGGUCAGUGUGGUCGAGCUGAUGGAUAUAUCCUGGAGGGCAAAGAGCUAGAGUUCUACAUGAAGAAGAUCCAGAGGAAGAAGGGGAAGGCUGCAGGAGGUGCUGCUUGAGUUUUUUUUUCAUUUACUUUUGUCUUUGAGCUUCUCCUUUGUUAUUUAUUUUUUGGGGUGGGGGUUACAUUUUGCAUUUCUAUAUAUCAAGUUAUAAACUAACUCAGCUUAGAUGCCCCACAGUUUGAACUUUCCCUCCUCAUUUGGGGAAAAAUUUUCAUUGAAUUGCGCAGAACACCAGUUCAUUA